ACCAAGCAUAACCUCACGAACGUCACGAGGGUGUGGAGAAGGCUUCUGCAAUUCUCUCUUAGUGUGCUUGCAAAGCAAGUAGAGUUCGCAUCACAGCGAGUUACUCAGUUGACGUACCGCAGCUCUGCGAAAUUCAAGCGAAUCGCGUACGCUUCGCUCGUAUAACCCUUUGCCUCUGAUUUGCCCCCCCCUUGAGUCGAGUUUAAUCCGUCGAGACGCUCGAGCUUGUAGCUAGUAAGCAUCAACAAUUCGACAAUUAUGGUUCUCUGUGGUAUCGAGUGCGUCCAAAGGAUUUCCCAGUAUCUCGACGUUUCGCCGGGAAAGCUCUACAUGUCGGAAAAUAACAAUGUAGCAGCCAAUGGGUUAGUAGAUAGUCAAAGCACAGAGGGCUUCAGUACUAUAAUUCAGGCAAUGGUCAAGAAUUCCAAAUAUCCAGCAAUUCUUGGAGAUGAUUCUGUAACACAAGCUUUAGUAAGGCAAUGGUUGGAGUAUGCAGCAGUGUGUAUAAAUUUUGCAGAUAAUUCUGCCUUUGAAAGGAGGGUCUUAAAUGAGCUUAACACAAUUCUAAAAACAAACACCUAUGUAACUGGUACAAAAAAAACUAUUGCUGAUGUAAGCAUGUAUUACUCUGUACAUGGAUUAGUGAACAAAAUGAGCCCACAAGAGAAAGCAGAACAUGUACACUUAUCAAGAUGGUGUGACAACAUGCAGCAGGAUGAAAAAUUACGUCAAUCCAUGGAUUCUAUUAACUUUAACAUGAUGCAUUUAUAUUUGUAACAGAAAUUAUUCUGCUUUCCUCACAAGUGUGUAAUUAUUUUUUUUUUGUAAGUUGAGGCUCAAAAAUUAUUUCCUACAAAAUUGCGAACUAGUGCGUAAAAAAACGUUUGUUAAUUACAUAUUUAAGGAAAAAUAAACUAAUAUCGCAUUUAUUAAAACAUUGUAAAA
Messenger RNA from Trichogramma pretiosum, 945 nucleotides. RefSeq names its product eukaryotic translation elongation factor 1 epsilon-1 (gene AIMP3). The record is from RefSeq and is a predicted model, not a curated record. Lineage: Eukaryota; Metazoa; Arthropoda; Insecta; Hymenoptera; Trichogrammatidae. Gene Ontology annotation, cellular component: aminoacyl-tRNA synthetase multienzyme complex; cytoplasm; nucleus. The transcript has 4 exons. Gene Ontology annotation, biological process: positive regulation of DNA damage response, signal transduction by p53 class mediator. The coding region runs from base 259 to 777 and encodes 172 amino acids.